AGAUUCAUUUUCUCCAGACAUCAAAGCAGAGAGGACAGCCUUGCUCAGUGUUGUUAAUGUACCACCGACAUGGACCAAAAAGAUAAAGUUCUGAUCUAUAUUUGGCUGGGUAUCGGAGUCCUUAGCCAGCCUGUGUUCUCAGACGGAUGGACGGCAACUGUUGUCAAAGACAUGACCGCCCUGGUCUCAUCUUGUGUGGUGGUGCCAUGCUCUUUCAAAUACACUGGCGCCAAUCGGCCUACAUCCAGACUAUCUGGCAUCUGGCACUUCAAAGAAAAGCCGAAGGAAAACAUCUACCAUGAGGAUAGUGUGAAGAUUGUAGACAACUUCAAAGGUCGCACAAAGCUACUGGGAAGUUUGGGAGAAGGCAACUGCUCCUUGAUGAUGGAUCAAGUGAAGGACCAUGACAACGGACCUUUCUGUUUCAGAAUCGAGAUUCCUACGCACGAUCAAUAUUCCUAUGUCGACGAGUGUGUCCGGAUAGCAAUGCUCUCACAGCCAUUGAAACCGACCUUGCUUGCUCCUAAGACAGCCACGGAGGGUGAGCCUUUCACCAUCACCUGUUCUGUCAUGCACACCUGUCCCUCCGAGUGGCCUUCUCUCACCUGGAGUACCGGAGAGAGCAUCAUCACCUACCACAGGAACCACGGCUUAGGCAAAUGGGAAACCCUUUCUACACUGACCCUUCUUCCCCAGGAGAAGGACGACCACUCGGAGGUCAGCUGCACAGCAAAUUUCCACGGAGGGAAAACCUCUUCUGAGCGAUUCCAGAUCUUCGUGAAACGUAAGGAGAACAUCUGGUACAUCAUUGUUCCUGUCACUGUUGGCCUUGGCACUGCAGUGAUGUUUGGAGCACUUUGUGUUUUGAUGAGGAAGAAAUACAAGAGACAGAUUGUGGAGCUUCAAACCAGAAGUGGUAACAGCAUGUGGAACCGUUUCUCCAGAAUGUCCCGCAGGUUUAACUCUGGUGGCUCCGAACCAGGAUCGGCCUCCACUGAGCAAAGGCAGUUAUUCUACACAUGGAGAAUACACACAAUGACAGCAAUCUACUGGAGUACUGUCCGGUCUACUGGAAAUGUCAAGACACUUGAACAGAAAAACCUGGCAGUAGGACUAUGUGGAGUCGGUUUUCGAGAAGGCAACAAGGCAAUGUGGACCGGAGAAAUCAGACCAAUAACACCCAGGCAAUCUCGAAACCCCGCUUCCCAUCUCCAAAGAGUGAUCCAAAGUCUUCCUGCGCCAAAUCCAAUGAUUAUAGCAGUCGGGGUUAUGAUGAGGAUGCAAGUCUUCAGAACAUCUAUGGGAACGUGUGACCAACCAUGACAUCAGAUGAUAAAGUUUGCUCCUGAAAACAGCUUUUGAAUAUCAAGCGAUCCCUGCUGUCCAACCAGCUUCCUAUUGCUUGUCUCAAUAUGUUUCAAUCACCUGUGUAUUUAAGUGCUUUGUUAAAAUCAACGUUUUAUAUCUAAUCAUUCAAUUAUGUUUUUAUUAGAUUGCAUUCCCAUAGUGUCACCGGGAUAGUCGUGUGGGUAGGAGAAGACACUCAAAACUGCGAUAAUAUUAAUGUAUUUUGUCUACUAAUACUUUUGUUGUUUUUGAAAUAUAAUGCAUUGCUUUGCUUUAUUAACCAAAUAUAGUUAAUAAAAAACAUCCCAAAAGAUGUUCAAGCUUUAAAAGAAACAUUCAAACACAGUAUGUAAGGGUUCAUAUGUAACAAACAUGUCAAUAAAACAUCAUUCAUACUUCUA
Messenger RNA from Hypomesus transpacificus, 1748 nucleotides. Its product is annotated as myelin-associated glycoprotein-like. Bases 70 to 1323 code for a protein of 417 amino acids. The transcript is spliced from 14 exons. The record is from RefSeq and is a predicted model, not a curated record. Lineage: Eukaryota; Metazoa; Chordata; Actinopteri; Osmeriformes; Osmeridae.